UGAGUCACAUCAUCCUGUCUGAACUUCCUAUAUAUAUGUCACGUCCACACAAACUGAAUAAUGGCAACAAAAACAAAACCCCCUCUCACUGCCUCAUGACAGCAUGUUGGCAUUCCAGCUGGUGAUUGGCUGUGACUGCUCCCUCUCCUCCUUCCCUCUGUCCCCUUCCCUUUUAAAGCUGAGCCACAAUAGACUCAUUCACUGACUCAAAAACAACCUCACAAACCCCAAGAGCAACCAUGGACCAAGUCAACUUCAGCAGGGGGGUAAUGCAUAUUAAGGACCAUGGCUCCAGAGACUUGUCCCAGGAAACAGUCAAGAGGCUGAUCCUCCAGUCUCAGAAGGCAAAACAGCAAGCCUACUGUCCUUACAGCAAAUUCAGAGUGGGAGCGGCUCUCUUGACCCUCGACAACUGUGUGUUUACAGGUUGCAAUGUGGAGAAUGCAUGUUACAACCUGGGUCUAUGUGCUGAGAGGACUGCUAUCUCAAAGGCAGUGUCCGAAGGCUACCGGAGCUUCAAGGCUAUUGCAAUUGCCAGUGACCUGAAUGACCAGUUCAUCUCCCCGUGUGGUGGCUGCAGGCAGUUCAUAAGAGAGUUUGGCUCAAACUGGGAUGUGUACCUGUCAAAGCCAGACGGCUCGUACCUGAAGAUGACUGUGGACGAGCUGCUGCCCGUCUCCUUCGGCCCCGAAGAGCUGUCCAUGAAGAAAGUGUUUGAAAUCUCUCCUGAGUACUGACCCUGGAUUCUGACACCAAACACACACGAGUGGCUUCUGUGAACCACCCUGACAUGUACUGUGUAAAACGCACAUGCUGCUGAAAAUGUAUUUACGUUUAGCAGUCAUUCUAUUUAUGGUAAAUAUUUACUCUUUUAUCCGCUGAUUGUAAACAAUGUCAUAUUUAAAUUUACUCUGUGUAUCUGUAAUAUUAAUAAACACAACAUGAGGGUAAUUGACAAACUAUUUGCUGGAAAAUUCACUGUGCUUUAAUUAGUGAUCCAUUAAUCAGUGGUGGAAGAAGUUUUCAUAUAAUUUACUUAUGUUUAAGUUCUAUAACCUAAGCACACUGUGAAAAUACGUCACUACAAGUAGAAGUCCUGUAUUCAAACCUUACUCAAGUAAAAGUACUGUAUGUAAGUAUUAUCAGCAAAAUGGCAAAAUGUACUUGAAGCAUCAAAAGUAUUGAUUGUAAAAUGUUCCCUGUUAGUGUUUCACUACUACAUGACAUUUUAGAUUAAUAUAACUGCUGCAUUAAUGUGUGUGUGUUGCAACUGACUGUAGAUGUUUAAUGUUUGUAGCUUUGCUGUCCUGUGAGAACCACGUAAAGUUUGCCCAACCAAGAGGGUUUUAAAUAGUUAAUUUAGCUUAAGAAGUACUAGAAUUUUCUUAACACAUAAAGGAAAACUUGGAGAUUUGGAGAAACAUGGUUUUCACUGGACAGUAAAGGUAUGACAAACUGUAAUCUAAAAAGCUGUCAGGCAAAUGUAGUGCUGUAAAAAGUACAAUAUUUCCCUCUGACAUGUAGUGGAGUAGAAGUAUAAGGCUGCAUAAAAUGGAAAUACUCAAGCAAAGUGCAAGUACCUUGAAUCUGUACUGAAGUACAUUCCACCACUGGAUGCUGUAUUGUUGUAGAUAGAAAUCUUUACUUUAAAGAAGCAUGAUGGAAAAUGGUGUAUCGUAUCCACAUAUUUUAAUAAAUAAACUGUUUUAAAAGGA
This is a messenger RNA of Epinephelus lanceolatus (giant grouper), 1715 nucleotides long. RefSeq names its product cytidine deaminase b (gene cdab). NCBI's taxonomy places the organism in Eukaryota, Metazoa, Chordata, Actinopteri, Perciformes, Serranidae. Gene Ontology annotation, cellular component: cytosol. Gene Ontology annotation, molecular function: cytidine deaminase activity; zinc ion binding. The record is from RefSeq and is a predicted model, not a curated record.